AUGGCCAUCAGCAUUGAGGAGCUCGACACCACCGUCCGCGCCUUUUACGAAGGUCGCGGCGAUCAGCAAAAAGCCGCGCAGAAUGCCUUGAACCAGUUCAAGGAAGACCCCGAUGCCUGGCUCAUGGUCGACAAAAUUCUCUCUGACGCCCAGUACCCGCAGACGAAAUAUCUCGGCCUCCAGGUUCUUGACAAUGUUAUCCUGACGCGAUGGAAGGUUUUGCCCCGCGACCAGUGCCAGGGCAUCCGCAACUUCAUUGUCCAGUUCAUCAUCCAGUCCUCCAACACCGAGGAGUCUCUGCAAUCCAACAAGACCCUCCUUAACAAGCUCAACCUCGUUCUUGUUUCCGUCCUAAAGCAAGAAUGGCCCCACAACUGGCCGACGUUUAUCAACGAAAUCAUCUCGUCGUGCCACUCUAGCCUGUCGAUUUGCGAAAAUAACAUGAUUAUUCUGCGUCUGCUGUCCGAGGAAGUUUUUGACUACUCUGCCGAGCAGAUGACCUCGGCCAAGACGAGAAGCAUGAAGCAGACCAUGUGCGCCGAGUUUUCUCAGAUUUUCCAGCUCUGCCAGGAAGUUCUUAACACGGCCGACCAGCCGAGCCUCAUCAUGGCUACACUCGAGACGUUGCUCGCCUUUUGCAACUGGAUUCCGCUCGGCUAUAUCUUCGAGACGCCCCUCAUCGACACCCUGCGAACUCGCUUCCUGCCGACACCCGAAUUCCGAAAUGUCACCUUGCAGUGCCUGACUGAGAUUGGUGGUCUACAAACUGGUGGCCCUGGCCAACCCAACUCAUACGACGAACAGCUUGUCAAGAUGUUCACUGAAGUCCUGACAACCAUUGCCGAAAUCAUCCCCAUGAACCUCGAUUUAAAGUCCACAUACCCUAGCAGCAACUCGCGUGAUCAGCAAUUUAUACAGAACCUCGCUCUGUUCCUCUGCAACUUUUUUGGAGCCCAUCUCAAUCUCAUUGAGAACCUUCCCAACCGCGAUUUUCUGUUGCAUGGACACUACUACCUCGUCAGAAUAUCACAGAUCGACGAUCGCGAAAUUUUCAAAAUCUGCCUCGACUACUGGCUGAAGCUUGUCCAGGAGCUCUACGAGGAAAUGCAGCAGCUGCCCAUCACUGAUCUGAACCCUUUGCUUGCUGUCGGUGGUGGCAUUUCUGGCGGCGGCGCUCCCAACCCCUCGCUGCUCACAAGCUAUCCUCUCCGCAAACACAAGUACAACGAAGUGCUGUCGAACCUGCGCGUUGUCAUGAUUGAAAAGAUGGUUCGUCCGGAGGAGGUCCUGAUUGUGGAAAACGACGAAGGUGAAAUCGUUCGCGAGUUCGUCAAGGAAAGUGACACUGUUCAACUAUACAAGACAAUUCGCGAAUGUCUCGUCUACCUUACGCACUUGGACGUGGUUGACACCGAAAACAUUAUGACCGACAAGUUGGCGCAUCAGGUCGACGGCACCGAGUGGUCGUGGCACAACUGCAACGUUCUUUGCUGGGCCAUUGGCUCUAUUUCGCUUGCCAUGAAUGAAGAGACCGAGAAACGGUUCCUCGUUACCGUCAUUAAGGACCUCCUUGGCCUGACUGAGAUGAAACGAGGCAAAGACAACAAAGCUGUUGUCGCCAGUAAUAUCAUGUACAUUGUUGGCCAGUACCCUCGAUUCCUCAAGGCGCACUGGAAGUUCCUCAAGACGGUUGUUAACAAGUUGUUUGAGUUUAUGCAUGAAUCUCACGAGGGCGUUCAGGACAUGGCCUGUGAUACGUUCAUCAAGAUUGCACGACAGUGCAGAAGACACUUUGUUGCUCUCCAGCCCAUGGAACAGGAGCCAUUCAUCGAAGAGAUUGUCCGUAACAUGGGCCGCAUCACCUGUGAUUUGACUCCCCAGCAAGUGCACACGUUCUACGAGGCCUGUGGCUACAUGGUUGCGGCUCAAGGUAACCAACACCAGCAGGAGCGUCUCCUUGCCGACUUGAUGAGCAUUCCCAACGCCGCCUGGGACGAGAUUAUCAAGCAGGCUACCUUGAACCCCUCGAUUCUCCAGGACUCGGAGACCAUCAAAGUCAUCGGCAACAUCAUGAAGACGAACGUAUCGGCAUGCACGUCUAUCGGACCAUACUUUUACCCGCAGAUUGGCCGCAUUUACCACGAUAUGCUCCAGAUGUACCGUGCCACGAGUACCUUGAUAUCAGAAUCUGUCCAGCGUGAUGGAGAGCUAGCUACCAAGAUGCCUAAGGUUCGCGGCCUGCGCACUAUCAAGAAGGAGAUUCUCAAGCUCGUCGAAACGUAUAUCGACAAGGCCGAGGACCUGCAAGCCGUCCGUACCCAGAUGAUCCCCCCGCUGCUUGACUCUGUCCUGAUCGACUACAACCGCAAUGUCCCUGGUGCUCGCGAUGCCGAAGUGCUCAAGGCCAUGUCUGUUGUCAUUACCAAGCUGUCAAACCUGAUGGAGGACCAGGUCCCCACCAUCAUGGAGAACGUCUUUGAGUGCACUCUGGAAAUGAUCAACAAGGACUUUUCCGAGUUCCCUGAGCACCGCGUCGAAUUCUUUAACCUUCUCCGUGCCAUCAACCUGCAUUGCUUCCCUGCUCUGCUCAAGCUCGACAACAACCAGUUCAAGUUUGUGAUUGACUCUUGCUCCUGGGCAUUCAAGCACGACAACCGCGAUGUGGAGGCUGCCGGUCUCAACAUGUGUCUAGAGCUCAUCACCAACAUCGCCGAAAAGACAGAUACCGCCACCGCGGAUGCUUUCUUCCAGCGCUUCUUUGUUACGAUUCUCCAGGAUGUUUUGUUCGUCGUCACCGACAAUGACCACAAGGCUGGCUUUAAGACACAGUCUAUGUUGCUGAUGAAGCUGUUCUACUACAUUCAACCAGGCGAUGGCAGUCAGCCCAAGAUUCAGGGCCCUAUCUACACCGAGGGCCAGGCUCAAGCGGGAACGAGCAACAGAGAGUUCUUGGGCACCUCGGUUUUCCAACUCCUACAGCGAGCAUUCCCCAACCUGCAAGCUGCUCAGAUUACCAACUUUGUCGAGGGCCUUUUUAGCCUAAACACGCAGUACGACAAGUUCCGCCUGAACCUGCGAGACUUUCUCAUUUCUCUCAAGGAGUUUGCUGGUGACAAUGCCGAGCUCUUCAUUGUGGAAAAGGAACAGCAAGAACGUGACGCCAAGGCUGCCGACAUGGAGAGACGACAAAAGGUUGGCGGUCUGCUGAAGCCGUCGGAGCUAGACGACGAAGAGUUGUGA
Molecule: messenger RNA, 3240 nt
Organism: Cordyceps militaris CM01
Lineage: Eukaryota; Fungi; Ascomycota; Sordariomycetes; Hypocreales; Cordycipitaceae
Product: exportin-1
Exons: 7
Coding region: 1-3240 (1079 amino acids)
Biological process (GO): ribosomal small subunit export from nucleus; ribosomal large subunit export from nucleus; protein export from nucleus
Cellular component (GO): nucleus; cytoplasm
Molecular function (GO): small GTPase binding; nuclear export signal receptor activity
Source: RefSeq, a predicted model, not a curated record